Molecule: messenger RNA, 984 nt
Organism: Drosophila navojoa
Lineage: Eukaryota; Metazoa; Arthropoda; Insecta; Diptera; Drosophilidae
Gene: Ank
Product: Ankyrin
Biological process (GO): signal transduction
Molecular function (GO): protein binding
Source: RefSeq, a predicted model, not a curated record
GAAACCUGUCUUUUUUAGACCGAUAUUAUUCGAAUAUUGCUUCGAAAUGGAGCGCAAGUGGAUGCCGUUGCUCGCGAGGGCCAAACGCCGCUGCACGUAGCCGCUCGUCUGGGCAAUAUUGAUAUUAUAAUGCUCAUGUUGCAGCAUGGUGCACAGGUAAAUGCUUGCACUAAGGAUAUGUAUACUGCCUUGCAUAUUGCUGCGAAGGAGGGCCAGGAAGAAGUAUGCCAGUUACUAAUUGAACAUGGGGCACAGUUAGAGUCUGAAACAAAAAAAGGAUUCACCCCACUACAUCUGGCUAGCAAGUAUGGUAAGGCUAAGGUAGCCGCAUUGUUGAUUAAAAAGGGAGCCAUCAUUGAUUGUCGAGGUAAAAACGAUGUAACACCUUUGCAUGUUGCCACUCAUUAUGAUCACCAGCCGGUGGUGUUACUGCUACUAGAGAAAGGCGCUUCUGCCCAAAUAAGCGCACGCAAUGGCCAUAGUGCCCUUCAUAUCGCUGCUAAAAAAAAUAGCCUAGAGACAGCACAGGAACUCUUGCAGCAUGGUGCCGAUGUUAACGCAACAAGUAAAUCGGGAUUUUCACCGGUUCAUUUGGCUGCACAGGAGGGACACGUUGAUAUGGUUCAAUUGCUGCUGGAACAGCGUGCCAAUGCCAACGUUUCAGCGAAAAAUGGUUUGACCCCAUUGCAUUUGGCUGCUCAGGAGGGGCACGUGCAGGUGUCACACAUCUUGCUCAAUUACGGAGCCAAUAUUUCAGAGCGCACCAAAGCUGGCUAUACGCCACUUCACAUUGCAGCUCACUAUAACCAAAUAAAUGAAAUAAAAUUUCUUCUCGAAAACGAUGCGAAUAUUGAAAUGACAACAAAUGUUGGUUAUACUCCCCUUCAUCAGGCCGCACAACAAGGUCAUACAAUGGUAAUCAAUCUACUCCUUCGACACCAAGCAAACCCCGAUGCGCUAACAAAUGUAAGUAACAUUUUCUAA